UCUCAGAAGCGAUACCUAACGGUAUUGUGGAGGAGCUUAAACAUCUCUACCGACAUCGUGGUAGCCUACCCUACAUGUUGUUGGGUUUCACCUGUUGUCCGCGUUUUCAUUACUGGUGAGGAACCCUAUUAACAAAAGUGUCCGAACUAUAUCGGCAGUGUUUAGAGCGGAGAUUGUUUCAGGGCAAAGUAGACGAUAUUAAUGAAUGUCCUAGUAGAGCUGUGUGCCCUGACCGGGCAUGAAGAGAGAGUGUGGGGCGUGGCAUGGAACCCCACAGGAACAUUGCUAGCCUCAUGCAGCGGGGACAAGAGUGUCCGCAUCUGGGGGCAGGAGGGAGACAACUGGGUGUGCAAGACAGUCCUGACCGACGCCCACCAGCGGACAGUCCGGUCAGUGGCGUGGUCACCAUGCGGCAACUACCUGGCCAGUGCCAGCUUCGAUGCAACCACAUGUGUCUGGAGUCGGAAGGAAGGGGAGUUUGAGUGCAUUGCAACCCUUGAGGGCCACGAGAAUGAGGUGAAGUGUGUGGUGUGGGCCCCCACCGGAAACCUGCUGGCAACAUGCAGUCGUGACAAGAGUGUGUGGAUUUGGGAAGUGACAGAUGACGAGGAGUACGAGUGUGCCAGCGUGCUGAGCAUGCACACCCAGGACGUGAAGCACGUGGCCUGGCACCCCAACAAAGACAUCCUCGUCUCCUGCAGCUACGACGACACCAUCAAGUUUCUGAGAGAAGACAAUGAUGACUGGGCGUGUUGUGCCACCCUAGAGUCCCACGGCUCCACAGUGUGGGACAUUGCCUUCAACAAGUCAGGGACACGCCUAGCGUCAUGUAGUGAUGACAUGUCCGUGAAAGUCUGGCAGGAGUAUCUCCCUGGGAACAAGGAGGGCGUCGCCACCACAGGGCGUGACCCCACGUGGAAGUGUGUCUGUACCCUGUCUGGCUACCAUACGAGGUGUGUCUAUUCCAUAGACUGGAGUCACCUCACCGGGCAUAUCGCGACGGCAGCUGGUGACGAUGCAGUCCGCGUGUUUGUGGAGGAUGCAGGGUCGGAUCAGAACCAACCAAAUUUCAGUUUACUGACAACUGUUCAGGCGGCACAUUCACAGGAUGUCAACUGUGUGGCCUGGAACCCCAAAGUGGCAGGACUACUAGCAUCAUGCAGUGAUGACGGUUUUGUCAAGCUCUGGCGACUGACUGAACAGUGAUGAUGGCUCUGUCAAGCUCUAGUCACUGAACUGAUGGUCUGUCACCUGUGGAGGUGGGCCCUAACCCGUCACCUGUGGAGAUGGCUCUAACCCAUCACCUGUGGAGAUGUCUCUAACCCGUCACCUGUGGAGAUGGGCUCUAACCCGUCACCUGUGGAGAUAGCUCUAACCCAUCACCUGUGGAGAUGUCUCUAACCCGUCACCUGUGGAGAUGGGCUCUAACCCGUCACCUGUGGAGAUGGCUCUAACCCGUCACCUGUGGAGAUGGCUCUAACCCGUCACCUGUGGAGAUGGGCUCUAACCCGUCACCUGUGGAGAUGGGCUGUAACCCGUCACCUGUGGAAAUGGCUCUACCCCGUCACCUGUGGAGAUGGGCUGUAACCCGUCACCUGUGGAGAUGUCCUCUAACCCGUCACCUGUGGAGAUGGGCUCUAACCUGUGUAGAUGAAUGGUUCAGUUAACCAACACCAUGUAGACUUCAGUUUAUAACAGUCAGUAGGUUUCCUGAUAAGGGUGAGUGAGUGAAUAUGGUUUUACACCGCUUUUAGCAAUAUACCAGCAAUAUCCCGGCAGGGGACACCAGAAAUGGGCUUCACACAUUGUAAUGAUUGUACCCAUCUCAGGAAUUGAACCCGGGUCUUCGGCAUGACGAGCGAACGCUUUAACCACCAGGCUACCCGACUGCCACUCCUGAUAAGGGUUCCCUUUGCAUAUGAUAAUGAAGGAUAAUCAAAUGUGUUACUCACUGAAGUGGCAGCACAUUCCAGCCAUGGAUAUCAUCACAAUGUUUCUUGUAUUAUGCUCACUAUUACACUCCAGGCUCCACGCUCCAGGCUCCAGGCUCCAGGCUCCAGGCUCCAGGCUCCAGGCUCCACUACUGUACAUUAAUAAGAAGUUAGAGAUUAUCGAGGUCUAUCCUCAGAGAUAUUUUAUAUCCAAGCCAUGUUAUGUUUAUUGUUGAUAUGAAAAUAUCACAUAUGUAUGAUUUUGUUUGUAAUAUGUGCAUGGUUACAGUAUUUGUGAACAUAUAUUUCAUAAUGUUGUAUAAUAUUGUUAUUAAAUUAUAGAAGAUGGUGA
Messenger RNA from Haliotis rufescens (red abalone), 2283 nucleotides. Its product is annotated as probable cytosolic iron-sulfur protein assembly protein CIAO1. Gene Ontology annotation, biological process: iron-sulfur cluster assembly. Gene Ontology annotation, molecular function: protein binding. Gene Ontology annotation, cellular component: cytosolic [4Fe-4S] assembly targeting complex. The transcript has 3 exons. The record is from RefSeq and is a predicted model, not a curated record. NCBI's taxonomy places the organism in Eukaryota, Metazoa, Mollusca, Gastropoda, Lepetellida, Haliotidae. The coding region runs from base 202 to 1206 and encodes 334 amino acids.